Molecule: messenger RNA, 2235 nt
Organism: Closterium sp. NIES-67
Lineage: Eukaryota; Viridiplantae; Streptophyta; Zygnematophyceae; Desmidiales; Closteriaceae
Source: the annotation of a GenBank genome assembly
UCAAGCGAGCGAUGAUUCGUGGGGCACAACUAUACGCCAUCAGAUGGAUCGCAUCCACGGCUGUCAGCGCACCGGCCGACAUCGACAAACUCUGCGCGGCAGUCCCCGACGACUUGGCGACAUUGAUCCGCAAGCAUGCCGACAUCUUUCCGGACGACCUACCGCCAGGAUUGCCACCCGAGCGAGACCACGACCAUAAAAUCCAAUUGGAGCCCGGCGCGCAACCGACGGUUCGGACACAGUGGAGGCUGACUCAGCCAGAGCUGGAUGAACUUCGACGCCAGCUGGAUUACCUGCUCGAGAAAGGUUUCGUUCGCCCCAGUACUUCACCGUUCGCAGCUCCGAUACUGUUCACCCCGAAGAAAGAUGGCGGUCUACGAAUGUGCAUUGACUACCGCGCCUUGAACCGGGUUACCAUCAAGUCUUGCUAUCCUAUUCCGCGUGCCGACGAACUCAUCGACCAACUUCGUGGGGCAAAGUUCUUUUCAAAAAUUGACCUGCGAGGCGGUUACCACCAGAUCCGUGUCAACGAAGCUUACUGCUACAAGACGGCGUUCCGAACCCGAUACGGGAGUUACGAGUACACGGUCAUGCCUUUUGGCUUAACCAACGCGCCUUCAACAUUCCAGUUAACCUUGAACGAAUUUUUUCGGCCGCUGCUGGAUAAAUGCGUCAUUGUGUACCUCGACGACAUCCUGAUAUACAGCACUACCCGGGAAGCACAUUUGAAGGAUUUGGAAGCAGUCUUCUCUCUCCUGCAGCAGCAUCGACUCAUCACCAAGGGUUCUAAGUGCGAGUUUCUGAAACAAGAACAGGAGUUUUUGGGACACGUUAUUUCCAUCGACAGUGUUAAAAUCGACCCGAAAAAAAUCGCGACCAUACAAGACUGGAAGCCGCCGGCUAAUCUCCGCGAACUUCAAAGUUUCAUGGGGUUUGUGAAUUACAUUCGCCGGUUCAUCCCGAACAUGGCGGGGGUAAUUUCCCCUCUCACGGAUCUUCUGAAGAAAGGCACGUUUUAUGAGUGGGGGGGAGAGCAGCAGGCUGCGUUCGACCAACUCAAACUUUUCCUGACAACACCUCCGGUUCUUCGCAUUGCAGAUCCUCACCGUCCGUUCGAACUCAUCACCGAUGCUAGCGACCUGGCUGUUGGCGCAGUACUGUUACAGGACUUCGGCGAAGGACUCCAACCCAUCGCCUACGAGUCACGAAAGUUGAAUCCGGCCGAGCGAAAUUAUCCCGUCCACGACAAGGAGUUACUCGCCAUCGUUCACGCGUUCAAGGUUUGGCGCUGCUACCUGACGGGCGCUGAUGUGACAGUCCGAACAGACCACAAAUCGCUACAGUUCAUCCGCGCCCAACCGACACUCAACCCCCGACAGAUUUGCUGGCUCGAUUAUCUCGAGUCGAAUUUCCACUACAGAGUCACCUACAAACGAGGGGCCAGCAACAUCGCCGACGCACUGACCCACCCUUCAGUCCGUACCGCCGCUGUCCUAAUCACCCAAACCAAUUCGCUGCUAACUGGACUAUUUACCCACGGAUACAGUACCGACCCAUUCUUCACGACUAACAGUCAUCCCCAACUGACAGUUAAGCAGGGGGCUUAUUACCUAAAAUCCGGUACCAAUCGGAUUUGGGUUCCCGCUUACCGUACCCUACGCGAGCUACUGAUACAGGAGGCACACGACUCGAAUUUCUCGGGUCACUACGGCAUCGACAAAACUGCCAAACUACUGAGCUGUAAUUAUUACUGGCCCGAUUUGCCGACGGACGUACAGCAGUACGUCACCUCCUGCGCCACGUGUCAACGCAUGAAGUCGUCACGACUUCGACCUGCGGGAUUACUGCAGCCGCUCGAGCCACCCAGCCGACCCUGGCAACAAGUGACGAUGGAUUUCGUCACUGGCCUGCCAGCUGGCCCAAGCGGUAAUGACGGGAUUCUCGUCGUCGUUGACCGUUUGACCAAAAUGGCACACUUCGCCGCCUGCAAGACGACAAUCACUGCCGAGCGGACAGCGAAGCUAUUUCUCACGAACAUCGUGCGGCUACACGGCAUCCCUUCGGCAAUCAUCAGCAAUCGCGACCCUCGGUUCACGUCCAAUUUCUGGACAAAAACCUGGCAGCAGUACGGCACACGUUUGCAUCUGUCCACGGCAUACCACCCGCAAUCGGCGGCCAGAGUGAGCGCACCAAUCAGACGAUGGAGCAGCUGAUUCGUACAACGUGCACAGACCC